Micromonas commoda is the source of this 3387-nucleotide messenger RNA. RefSeq lists its product with no specific name. The record is from RefSeq and is a predicted model, not a curated record. The coding region runs from base 1 to 3387 and encodes 1128 amino acids. Gene Ontology annotation, biological process: mitochondrial RNA processing; regulation of mitochondrial mRNA stability. Gene Ontology annotation, molecular function: RNA binding. Gene Ontology annotation, cellular component: mitochondrial matrix; ribonucleoprotein granule. NCBI's taxonomy places the organism in Eukaryota, Viridiplantae, Chlorophyta, Mamiellophyceae, Mamiellales, Mamiellaceae. The transcript has 2 exons.
AUGUCGGCGGUUAGCGCACGCCCGGCGGCGGCGGGGUUCGCGCCGCGCCAUCUUCGUCGCCCGCAGGCGGCGCGGGUGAUGAUCCCUCGCGCCGCGGGCUCGGGCGAGACCCCUCAGAAGGGCACACGCCCUCCGAGACGGACGCUGCCCCCGAGGGAGGGCCGCCCGCCCCCCGCAUCGUCCGCACCGAGCCCCCCGUCCACGAGUGGCGCGGCGGGCGAGGAUAUCGGCGCGGGUGCUCGAGGCGGCCGCGGGGCGGCAACACGCGGCCGCGGCGCUCGAGGCCGCGGCGCUCGAGGCGGGCGAGGCGGGCGGGGUGGACGGGGACGGGGACGGGGACGGGAGGGCGAUCCCAACCUCAGCGCCGAGAUUUCCAAGCGCAUCGGCGUCAACCAGGACCUCGCCAAGGCGAGCAAGAUCGACGACGUCAGGUUCGUGGUGCAGAAAAACGGCAACGCGGAGGCGUUCAACGCCGUCAACGUCGCCACCGCCUACAGCAGGCUCGGACGGCACGUGCGGGACUGGGAGCGGGGCACGCUCGACGGCGCCGAGUGGUACCUCGCGCUGGAGCGGCGCGCGAGGGCGCUCACGCCGGAGAUGUCGGCGUGGGCGGCGUCCUCGGUGACGUGGGCGCUCGGCAGGACGGGAAGAAACCCGGGCGCCGCGUUCUGGGUCGACCUCGAGGCCAAGCUGUGCACGGUGGCGGACGAGCUCGAGCCGCAGGGCGUGGCGAAUGUGUUGUGGGGGUUAGCCGCGUUGGAGCAUCGAGCGUCGCCGCGGCUUCGCGACGCGCUCGAGGCGGCGGCGGUGAAACACUGCAGGUUCGCGUCCAAAGAGGGCGGGCGUGAUGUGAAGAGGGGCCCCGUUCGUGCUCCGCCGAGGAGGGACGACCGACGACGGCCGAACGAGGGCCAGUCUCCGGGGUUCAAGCCUUACGAGCUCACGAUGAUGUUCUGGGCGCUGACGCGGCUUGGGGACGAACCGGGGAUGGAGCUCAGGGGACUGUUCGAGGCGCAGUGCGGGCGGCAGCUACACCUCCUCAAGCCACAGGAGCUAUCCAUGGUGGCGAGCGCCUACGGGCGCGUGGAGAGGGUCGCGCCGCUUCUCGCCGCGGUGGCCGAGGAGAGCGUGAUGCGCGCGGGCCUCAACAACUUCAAGCCGAACGAGAUCGCGAACCUGAUGUGGGGAUUGGCCAAGGUUCACGCCAGGCAGCUCUCGGACGGGGUCAACUUCGGCGACCUUGACGAUCGGUUCGCGUUGGACGACCCCGAGGGGUUCGGGGCGCUGACCAGGCUCCUCGCGCCGGGCGUCAGCGGCAAGGCGCUCGUGCGGCAGGACUUGUUAGACGUCUUCGUGGACGAGUUCUCCGCCAGGGCUCACGAGUUCACCUCCGGGGACAUGGCGCUGAGCGCUUGGGCGAUCGCGACGCUGACGGCCAAACCCACGAGGUACGAGACCAGGUUCGAGCUGGACGGGGACGGCUCCUCCGCCACUGUGGAGGUUGCCCAGGCGAACGAACUUCCGAGCAAAGUCGCGGCGCUGGAACCAAUCGAAUCCGCCGCCGUGGUCAGGGUCAAGGAUUUCUCCCCGCUGGACUUCGCCAACUUGCUCUGGGCCUUCGCCAAGCUGAACCACACGCCCGGGGAUCGUUUCCAGGCGGAGUUCGAGGAGGCUGUGAUUGAGAAGAUAUCCAAAUUCGACGCUCAGGUGUUGGCCAACACGGUUUACGCGUACGCCGCGCUUCAGCUCCCGGGUGCCAGGAACGUCCUCCCCCUGAUCGGACUUCACUUCAAGGACAGGCUGCACGAGUUCAAGCCGAGGGAGCUCCUGAUGGUGUUGUGGGCGUUCACGCGCUGUUCGUACGACCCGGGGGCUGACGCGAUGGCGAGGUUUGAGCGCGCGAUGCGUCCGAUGACGGACAAUCUCGCCCCCGACGAGGUCACCCAGUACCUGUGGGCGUCCGCCGUGCUCAAGUACCGACCCACCGAGGGUGCCUUGCGCGGGUUCGAGACCAGGAUCGUGGACUGUCCCUCGCGGUUCAGCGGCACGCCCAUCGCGUUGACGCUGUGGGCGUACGCCACCCUGAAUUUGCCGCCGCCAUUUGCGGUGAUGGACCGGUUCGGCGACGAGCUCGAGUUGUCCAGGGCGGAUGAGUUCUAUCCACAGGAUCUAUCGCUCGGGUUCUGGUCAGCGGCGGUGAUCAUGACCCAACCGAAGGCGGAUGACGUGCCGAUGGUGAACGCGCUGGACACGGGCGCCAGGGAGCGCGUGCUGAGGCAGAUGGCCAAGCACCUCGGUUCGUUGGGCGCGACUUCCGUUUCCCCGGAGGGUCUCUCCGCGAUUUACAUGGCUAUUCUGGCGGUGGAGAUGCACUCCCCGUCGCUCUUCGCGGAGCUAAAGAGCAACUGGGGUCAUCUCGCGGCCGCGGCGGAGUCGUCGUGGAGGGCCACGAAGGGCAAGGGCCCCACCGUGAGCAAGCUGCAGAAGGCUGUGGGCAAGACGCUCGACGAGCUCGGCGUCGAGUACGAGUCCGAGAAGCUCGUACGCGGGGGUUUGAUUCGACCGGAUUUCGUCGUGAAGGGAAAGGCGAAGAUCGUCGUGGAGGUGGACGGGCCGUACCACUUCAGCGUCGAGCCGAGCGCGGCGUCGGAUGCGGGUGAGGAGCUGGAGGAUUGGUUCGGAGGGGGCGGCGGCGAGACACCUGACGCGCUCGAGAAGGAUCGAUUCGGGUUUGGGUCCGUGCUCAGGCCCCUCGGAGGCACGAUCCUGCGAAACCAGCUGCUCAGUUCGUGGGGCUGGAACGUGGUCACGGUGUCCUACCGGGACUGGGUGAAGGCGGAUAACGACACGUCGGGUGGAGCGAAGAGGGAGUACCUCAAAGGUCUGCUUGAUCAAGCCGGUUACUCCUGCUUGCCGAAGGAUGAUCGAGGUGCUGGGCUGGCCCACACCGGCCGCUUGGGAGACCGCUGCCCCUUCUUCGCAGUCGCCGGCGAAUUCCUCUCCUCCUCUCCAAAUCUGGACGUCGGCGCGGCUUUCGGCGAAGGGCCCGGCGAACCGGUGUCGCUCCCGCUGUCCGACCCGACCUCGUUCAUGGCCACCUGGUUGAAGUGGUGGUUAGCGCUGAGGUCGGCUCGCAUCAGCGCGUUCUCCUCUCGAAGCUCCUUCAGCUCGGCCAUCGCAGCCUCGUAUUCCUUCUCGAGCUCCGAUUUUGAGUGCUCCGAGUCCACGCGCAUCGCCUCCGCGCGCCUCACGUUCGCCUCCGAAGCCGCGGACGCCACCGCAUCGCGCAGGAACGCCGCCUCGUCCGUCGCCUCAUCGAGCAGGCUGGACACCUCCUCCGGGAUCCCGUCCCAUUCCCCGCGCUCCUCGAGGGUGGUCCUCAGCUGA